Molecule: messenger RNA, 2326 nt
Organism: Austrofundulus limnaeus
Lineage: Eukaryota; Metazoa; Chordata; Actinopteri; Cyprinodontiformes; Rivulidae
Product: protein tyrosine phosphatase type IVA 3
Biological process (GO): protein dephosphorylation
Source: RefSeq, a predicted model, not a curated record
AUGUGAUAUUUUGCUAACAGACAAAUGUUUCAGCCUCCAACAAUGAUUGAGAAACACCAGCCACACUCAGGUAAAACCAUGAUUGCCCUUCUGCCUGAAGCAGGGGGCGACAAACAGGACCUGAACACACGACUCCGUCAUUAAAACCAGCGUACAGCAGUUCCUAAAGGGUGGAGAUCUGAAGAAGAGGAGUCAGGCAGGAGUUGUGUAGCUCUUCGUCUCUCUUUCUAAGAGCAUUAGCUCUGGAGGGUUCUGGUGGUGACGGGACUGUCAGGGUCAGAUGGGCGCUCAGCCUGAUUAGACCAGCUCACAGCAGAUCCUCAGCAGAGUGGCGCUCUGAGCUCAGGCAGCGUUUAGUGUUUCACAGAUUACUGCAGGACAAACUUUCACUCUGUGCAGCUGGACUCACGGCCACUUGUCGCUGAAAAGAAGGACGUUGGAGGCAAAGAAAAACUUGACACUGAUUCUGCCUUUGGAGAGGACACUGAAGAGUUAAGGGAACUGCUGGUUGAUGGAGUCUGUGCGGCAGAGUGGGGACUACUGCCACGCUCAACACCUUUAAACCAGGUCUGGGAUGAUGCUGUGUCAUGCAGUCCAGGGGCCAUGAACCCUGAAAGAUCACUGCCCUUUGCCUUAUGAACCCACCAGCUCAUGGGGGCAACAAGUGGAGCCUCAACACCCAUCGCUAUCAGGAAAGAAAAGAAAAAGAGAGCGUGAACGAGAGAAACAAAGACAAACUGGAUCAGUGACGAUCGCAGAGAUAAAAAAAAGAAAAAAACACACUAAGCUGACAGAGUAGCCUCCUGGACUAUAGGAUACUGUCAACAUAUGGGAUAGACAUUCAAACAGCAGACUCCAGAACUGGGAAAUUAUACUGAAUAGUUUGAACACAGAGAACGAUUCGCCCGGAGAUCACAUCGAAACUGAAGGUCAAAGGUCGUGCCGCAGUUGUAGAGGUUAAACUAGCCACCAUGAAUCGUCCGGCUCCAGUGGAACUGUGCCACAAGAACAUGAGAUUCCUGAUCACACACAACCCCACAGACAGCACACUCAACUCCUUCACCGAGGUCUUAAAACGAUACGGUGUCACGACCGUGGUGCGAGUUUGUGACUGCACCUACGACAAAACCCCACUUGAGAAAGAAGGUAUUACUGUACUGGACUGGCCCUUUGAUGAUGGAGCACCACCACCCAGUAAACUGGUUGAUGAUUGGUUGUGUUUGCUGAAGAAGAAGUUUCAKGAGGAUCCAGGAAGUUGUGUAGCUGUUCACUGUGUUUCUGGUCUGGGAAGGGCUCCUGUGAUGGUUGCUUUGGCUCUUAUAGAAAGUGGGAUGAAAUAUGAAGAUGCUAUUCAACUCAUAAGACAGAAAAGACGUGGAGCCAUCAACAGCAAACAGCUCACCUUCUUGGAGAAAUAUCGAUCGAAGCAGAGACUUCGUUUCAAAGAUUCUCACACGUUCAAGAACAAGUGUUGCACCAUGUGAAACCACAGAUUCAGACCUGACAAACAAACGCCUCAGGAACCCAUCAGUAAAAGCUUUGUUGUUUUACAACGAAUAAACACAUAAAUUCUCCUUCAGCCCAGCUGCCAAAUCUUAUUACAGAAAUGUUAACAAACAUCAGCUUUCUUCUGUGUUGAACAUUUUAUUGUCUUUAAUUGUCAUUCUUUGGCAUGUUUGCUUCAUUUUUAUGGAUUACGGUAAACAAGAGAAAUGAGCAGAAAAUGGAAAAUAAUUGAAUGAGAUAUCAUGUUUAAUGUAACUGUUUUUAUAUGAUUUAUCGAUGCUGAUUGGUCCUUGACACACCAAAAAUACAAUGACCUCAAAAUGUUUUGAACCUUUAGAUAAAAAGCGACUACGUUAAGAAUUCUGUAAUGUUUUACCAAAAAACAAAACGCCCAGAGACAGCACUCACAACAGAUGUUGACUACAUUUUGAACCCUAGCUACACUGAUUUUGAAACAGUUGAGGUUUUUUGUUGUCUAAGUCAUAUYCUYUGAAACAUAUUUGAAUUUUUGCACCUGUUUUGUUUUCUUGAAUGGCCCAAGAGUACAUUUCUUUCUGUCAUUUAAUUUAACAAAAAUGUUUUUUGCUGAUGCACUUUUCAUGAUUAUGUAUUUUACGUGUGAAUAUUUGAUCAGAAAAUCCUAUUCUUUCAAUCAUUUUUUGAGGAAACAAAUGAGAAAAUACAAAGUAAAAAAAAAGUUUAGAAGAAACAGACUGAUUGAGGAAUAAUGUGGAUUCGUGUGUUUGUGUUUUUGUGCAGCUUGUAGUCUUUAGAUGUUGUUAAACUGACAUGAGCUGAACCUUUAAUGUUAUAAAACUAA